Molecule: messenger RNA, 510 nt
Organism: Entrophospora sp. SA101
Lineage: Eukaryota; Fungi; Glomeromycota; Glomeromycetes; Entrophosporales; Entrophosporaceae
Source: the annotation of a GenBank genome assembly
AUGGGGAGUUUUUGGUUAGGAAGAUUAUCAGGAAAAAAUCAAAGCCAAUCAGUCGAGCAAAAAGAUAAUCAACCGCCAAGAUAUAAUUCUCCGAAGCCAAAUUCCUCUCCUGACCCACUUUUUCCUUCCGACCAAAAUAAACUAACUUUUAAUUGUUCUUAUUUUGCCGAACUAGGCAAAAGUUAUAUUUAUGCAGUUCACAAUAGUAAUAAAACUAUUUUGAUUGAUAAAAAAACUCACUUUAUUCUGAAUGAUAAUUUUGCUGUGAUGAUUAAAGUCCUAAAUCCAACCAACCCAGGAAGCAGAAGCGAAAAAAAACUUGCUUAUAUCGGUGAGGGUGAAGGUAAUAAUUUUGUUUUUAGUAAUACUGUGUAUUUUGAUGAAACAACACCAGAGGAUUUUGCGGUUCUGUUUAUUAGCAAAAAUCAUCCCCAAACUAAAAAAUUAUUAAGUCAAGGAAAAGUACAAAUAGGGAAAAAUUUUAUUAUUCGCUAUGGCACACCAAAUUGA